ACCCUUCAGACGCUCAUACUUUCGUUAACCCGCACACCACACCUCCCCACCACCAGUCUUCCUUUCUCCAAGUCUCCCACCAACACCAUGUCUUCACCCCAACAACCCUGGCAGGUCCUCGCCCAAAAGAAACGCGACUCCACCCUCGCCCUAAUUCCCCCCUCAUGGCGUAUCCCCAACCUGCCAUCCAUCCAAGACCAACUCGACGUAACAGGAUCCUACACACACCAAUUCCUAUCCCAGACGGAAAUCGAAAUCACAGAAACCACGCCAGAAGCCAUCCUGUCAAAAACCACAACGGGACUCUGGAAAGCCGAAGACGUGACCCGAGCAUUCUGCCACAGAGCCGCACUAGCGCACCAGCUGGUGCACUGCCUGCACGAGAUCUUCUUCGAUGCGGCUAUCGAGGAUGCAAAAGGUUUGGAUGCUUAUUAUGCCGAGCACGGGAAGCCGGUGGGGCCGUUGCAUGGGCUUCCUGUGUCGUUGAAGGAUCAGUUCCAUGUCAAGGGCGUGGAGACGACCAUGGGGUAUGUGGGGUGGAUAGGGACGUUUGAAGGGAAGAAGGGGACGGGGAAUGAGAAGGCGUAUGAGAGUGAGUUGGUGGGGAUUCUGAGGAGGGCUGGGGCGGUGCUGUAUGUCAAGACUAGCGUGCCGCAUACGCUGAUGAUGGCCGAGACGGCGAAUAAUAUCGUCGGGUAUACUUUGAAUCCGCGGAAUCGGAGACUGACUUCGGGGGGGAGCAGCGGUGGGGAGGGAGCGCUGAUUGGGAUGAAAGGAUCGCCCUUGGGAUUCGGUACAGACAUCGGCGGCUCGAUCCGCAUCCCCGCGGCCCUGAAUGGCCUCUAUGGCCUCCGCCCCUCCUCCUCCCGCCUCCCCUACCACGGCCUAGCAAACUCCAUGGACGGCCAAUCCUCCAUCCUCUCCGUUGUAGGUCCCUUAUCCCCCACCCCGACCGGUCUACGCAUCGCCGUCGAAACAAUCCUGCAAGCGCAACCCUGGCUGGUCGACCCCCUCGUCAUCGAAAAACCCUUCUCGACAUCCACCUACCUCAACGCCCUUGCCCCUAAAACGCCACUAUGCUUCGCGGUGAUGGAGACAGACGGGGUAGUGAACCCCGUAUCUCCUAUCCUGCGGGGUAUUCGGAAAGUAGCGAGCACGCUGGAGAAGCACGAUCAUAAAGUGAUUAAGUGGACGCCUCCAUCUCACAGCACGCUCAUCGAUCUAGCCAUGCGCGUCUUCACGCUGGACGGCGGGUCGGAUAUGCGGUCUGCCUUUGCGCUUUCUGAUGAACCCCCCGCCCCGCAACUCUCCUUCCUUGCUGACAUCUCCGGUGCUCCUGAGAAACUCGCGUCGGAGGUUGCCGAGGUCAAUGUCGCGCUCCGUGAGGCGAGGAAGAAUUACCUUGAUUACUGGGUAAGUACGACUGAACUUACAGGAACGGGACGACCGGUUGAUGCGGUGAUUUGUCCGCUUGCACCGACGCCGGGGGCGAGGAGGGAGGGGUAUAAAUAUGUUGGGUACAGUGCGUGGGUGAACAGUUUGGAUUUGACCGGGACAGUGCUGCCAGUUGGAAGUGUUGGGGAUGACGAGAAAGAGAAGGAGGAGGAAGGGAGGUAUGAGGGGCUUGGGGAGAUGGAUCGGGAGAUUCAUGAUAGCUAUGAUCCGGAGUUCUUCGCAGGCGCUCAUUGUAGCGUGCAACUGGUAGGUCGACGACUGCAGGAGGAAACUAUGCUUGGGCUCGUGGAAUACGUCAGUGGGCUUCUGAAGUCCAACCCCUAG
Molecule: messenger RNA, 1779 nt
Organism: Periconia digitata
Lineage: Eukaryota; Fungi; Ascomycota; Dothideomycetes; Pleosporales; Periconiaceae
Source: the annotation of a GenBank genome assembly